Molecule: messenger RNA, 2223 nt
Organism: Syzygium oleosum
Lineage: Eukaryota; Viridiplantae; Streptophyta; Magnoliopsida; Myrtales; Myrtaceae
Product: dynamin-related protein 4C-like
Exons: 2
Coding region: 61-2070 (669 amino acids)
Cellular component (GO): cytoplasm; microtubule; membrane
Molecular function (GO): GTP binding; GTPase activity; microtubule binding
Source: RefSeq, a predicted model, not a curated record
CAUUUCCUUCACCUAUCAAACUCAACCAUAGAACAAGAAAAUUUCGAGAGGCUGCAAACAAUGGAUGUGGAUUUUGACCUGACUAUUGCCCGCCGUGAAGCCCAACCCAAACCCCUUUCCAUCCUCAAGGCGCCGCCGAUCGCCGCCUCCUACAACGACAGGAUCCGCCCUCUGCUUGAUGCGGUCGACAAGCUCCGAAACCUCCAGGUCAUGCAGGAGGGCAUCCAACUCCCCACCAUUGUCGUUGUCGGCGACCAGUCCUCCGGCAAGUCGAGCGUCCUCGAGUCUCUCGCUGGCAUCAGCCUGCCGCGGGGGCAGGGCAUCUGCACGCGCGUCCCCCUUAUCAUGCGCCUCCGAGACCGGCGUCAAGACGAAAUCCCCAAGCUCCACCUCGAGUUCAACGGCAAGAUCAUGGAUGUCGAUGAUGAGGACGACAUCUCCGACGCCAUAGUCACCGCGACAGUUGAGAUCGCCGGCUCCGGCAAGGGCAUAUCGAAUGCCCCACUGACUCUGGUCGUCAAGAAAGAUGGCGUCCCGGACUUGACCAUGGUCGACUUGCCUGGAAUCACGAGAGUGCCCGUGCACGGCCAGCCCGAGAACAUCUACGAGCAGAUCUCGGCGAUGAUAAUGGAGUACAUAAGGCCUGAGGAGACCAUCAUCCUCAAUGUCGUGUCCGCGACCGUCGACUUUUCCACUUGCGAGUCCAUAAGGAUGUCACAAAUGGUGGACAAGACUGGCAAGAGGACUCUGGCCGUUGUCACAAAGGCUGAUAAAGCUCCGGAGGGCUUGUUGGAGAAGGUGGCGGCUGAUGAUGUCAAUAUAGGGCUCGGUUAUGUGUGUGUGAGGAACAGGAUUGGAGACGAGUCCUACGAAGAAGCGAGGCUCGAAGAGGCGAAGCUGUUUGACACGCAUCCUCUGCUGUGCAAAAUUGACAAGUCCAUCGUUGGUGUGCCUGUCUUGGCACAAAAGCUGAUGCAGAUUCAAGCCAACAUUAUGGCCAAGUGUUUGCCAGAUAUCGUCAAAAAGAUCAGUGGCAAGCUGAACGCCAAGGUCGCCGAGCUUAAUAGGAUGCCCAAGAAUCUGUACUCAGUCGCAGAGGCCGUGACGGCCUUCAUGCAGAUCAUGGGGUCGGCGAAGGAGUCGCUGGGGAAAGUCCUGCUGAAAGGCGAGUUCGACGAGUACCUGGACGAGAAGAAGAUGCACUGCACGGCCAGGCUGGUGGAGAUGCUAAACGAAUACUACGCUGAGCUCCAAAACUGCCCCGAGAACGACCCACGGACUAACUUCUUGUCGGAGGAACUGAAGGUCUUGGAAGAGGCCAAAAGGAUCCGGCUCCCAAACUUCAUUGCUCACACCGCCUUUCUCACCCUUUUGCAGCGGAAGGUGAAGGCGGUAUCGAGCAAGCCACUGAGUUUCGGGGUUCGUGCUUGGGACUACAUUGAGGAGGUUGUAAUUCGGGAGUUGAUGCGACACUCAGAGAAUUAUCCUCAACUGCAGUAUCGGACAAAAAGAGCAGCGUCCAAUCUGAUCAACAAGAUGAGGGAGAUGACGAGGAAUAGGAUGAUGGAGAUUGUUGAAAUGGAGAAGCUCACUGACUACACUUGCAACCCUGAGUACCAGUUGGAGUGGAGCAAACUGAUGACCCAGCAGUACCACUUUAUGCAGGUGAUCAACGACUAUAAGUCCACCAACAUGGUCCUCGAAGGGAUCGGGCAGGUGGACGUGCGCCAUCUGAGGAAUGACAACCAGCUGGUUCAGGAGGCGUUCGAUCUGAAGAUGAGGAUGACCGCAUACUGGAAGAUCGUGCUGAGGAGGUUCGUGGACUCGAUGGCACUGCACCUGCCGUUCUGCGUGCACAACUUGGUGAACAGGGAUAUGGUGAAGGAGAUUGUGGGCGAGCUGAUCGGGCCCAAUGGCGGCGGCAGCAUCGAGAGGAUGCUGGAGGAAGCGCCGUCAGCGGCAGCCAAGCGCGAGAACCUGAGCAUGAGCAUCAAGCUGUUGAGGGAGUCUGCGGAGGUGGUGGCCAAGAUCAUGGACCGGAUUGCUACUGAUGGUGACUACAGGGUUUAGUUAGUCUGUUCUUCUACUGGCCCUUAAUUAAGCUUGUCCCGUGAUGAUGUGUUUCUCUUAUGAGUGUGUUAAUGUUGCUGUUCUAGUAAUCAGCUUUUAAUUGAUGCUUGGACAUCGCUUGAUCAAAAUUUGUGAGUUCAAAUUUGUUGUGUC